Drosophila mojavensis is the source of this 3929-nucleotide messenger RNA. RefSeq names its product cleavage and polyadenylation specificity factor subunit 6 (gene Cpsf6). Gene Ontology annotation, biological process: mRNA alternative polyadenylation. Lineage: Eukaryota; Metazoa; Arthropoda; Insecta; Diptera; Drosophilidae. Gene Ontology annotation, cellular component: mRNA cleavage and polyadenylation specificity factor complex. Gene Ontology annotation, molecular function: mRNA binding. Bases 337 to 2301 code for a protein of 654 amino acids. The transcript is spliced from 7 exons. The record is from RefSeq and is a predicted model, not a curated record.
GUACGGUCACUCUAAACAUCUCCGCCAUUUUAGCUGUAGCUGCAGAAAAAUUUUCGCAACAAUAGUUGAGGGAGCUGUUGUUUAUAAUGUAAAUAGAUUAUAUGUGUGAUUAUCGCAUAUUCGUAACAGCUAUAUAAAUAGUAAAUUGUCAACUACGGGCUUUACUUGCAUUUAUACGUACGCCGCACGCCGGUGGCUAGUUGUUCGACUGUACGAGCGGCUUGUAAUUGUGUGCGUGUGUGUGUGAAAGUGGAAAAAGUGUGCACGGCACCGCUAAAUAAGUUGGUCGCGUGCGCCUAAAAUCAAUUUUGUUGUUCAGUAAACGCUCACGCAACCAUGGCCGACGGGGUGGUGCUGGACUUGUAUGCCGAAGAUUUGGACAAAGAUUUUGCCGGGCAAGCUCAGGAUGAAUUUGGUGGCGACGGCGUCGAUUUGUACGAUGACAUCGGCGGCCCCACCGAGCCAGUAGCUGCAGGCGGCGGUGGCGGUGGUGGCACCCCAACUGGAGAUAAUGCAUCUGGACCUGGAUCCAUCGACGGCUCCUCUAAUGUCGGUCCCAAUGGAGUUUACCAUCAGGGCAGUGGUAACCAAACUCCAACAAUGAAUCGCCGUUAUCAGCUAUAUGUGGGUAACCUGACCUGGUGGACCACAGAUCAAGAUAUCUCGAAUGCUUUACGCGAAAUAGGCGUCAACGAUCUGCAGGAGGUGAAAUUCUUUGAGAAUCGUGCUAAUGGUCAAUCGAAAGGGUUUAGCGUAAUAUCGCUGGGCUCGGAACCUAGUUUACGCACUGUACUCGAUCAAUUGCCCAAAAAGGAAAUGCACGGCCAAACCGUGGUAGUCACCUACCCAAGCAAGCAAGCGCUUACGCAGUUCGAGAGCUUACAAAAGACACGUCCAGUACCGCCGCCGCAGCAAAACGGACCACCACGUGGACCCGCACCGCCCAACAUGGGUGGACCGAUGCCUCCGCAUCCGGGCGUACCCCAAGGUGUGCCUCCAGGACAUGCGCCACGCAUGAAUCCCAACUUGCCGCCAGGUCAAUACCGACCACAUAUGUCGCAAGUGCCGCAGGUUGGACCCAAUUCUGGACCUCCUCGAAUGCAGCCGCCAAUGCAUCCACAAGGCGGCCCAAUGGGCAAUCAACAGCCACCUCCCAGGUAUCCGCCAGCGCAAGGUCAAUGGCCAGGUCAACGUCCCGGUGGACCCCGACCGGGUCCACCAAAUGGACCACUCCAACGACCACCAAUGUUCCAGGGACCAAUGGGAAUGCCAGUUCGUGGUCCUGGGCCGGGUCCUGAUUGGCGUCGUCCACCUAUGCAUGGCGGCUUUCCGCCGCAAGGGCCGCCCCAGGGUCCACCUCAUAUGCAGGGUCCGCCUCGUCCGCAAAUGGGUCCUGGUCCACCACCUGGUUCGGGUGGACCACAUGGCGCUCCCGCUCCGCAUGUCAAUCCAGCGUUCUUUAAUCAACCGGGUGGUCCACCGCCGCAUCCAGGUAUGGGUGGUCCUCCACAUGGCCAACCAGGACCCCAGCCAGGCAUGAACAUGCCUCCUCAGCAUGGACCACCACCUCAUUUUGCACAACAGGGUGGACCGCGCAAUCCGUGGCCAGGACCUCCGCAAGGCAAACCGCCAGGCGCUUUCCCCGAUCCACAAAUGGGGCCGCAAUUAACGGAAGUUGAAUUUGAAGAGGUAAUGAGCAGAAACCGCACGGUCAGCAGCUCGGCGAUUGCCAGAGCUGUUUCUGAUGCUGCUGCUGGCGAGUAUUCAAGCGCCAUCGAAACAUUGGUUACAGCCAUUUCCCUCAUUAAGCAAUCGAAGGUAGCUCACGAUGAGCGCUGCAAGAUUUUGAUCAGCUCACUGCAGGACACACUGCACGGCAUUGAGGCCAAGAGUUACAAUCGACGCGAACGUUCGCGUUCCCGCGAUCGUUCUCAUCGCAGUCGUCAGCGUCGUGAGCGUUCAACUUCGCGCUAUCGUGAGCGUUCCCGUGAACGAGAGCGUGAUCGUGAUCGUGAGCGUGAGCGUGAUGGAGGCUAUCGAGAGCGUUCGCGCAGUCGUGAACGCGAGCGUCAGGCUCAGGACCACUACAGAGACGACAGCAGCAGCCGAUCUGCACGGCCACGUAAGUCUCCAGAGCCUGUUGUUGCAGAAGCCGCUGAAGCGCCGUCAUCUAAACGCUAUUACGAGGAACGCGAACGUUAUCGCUCUUCGGAUCGUGAACGUCGUGAUCGGGAUCGGGACCGUGAGCGUGAGCGCGAACGUGAUCGGGACAGGCGUGAGGAGCAUCGUUCCAGGCAUUGACUGCUACACAAGCGAGAGCAGAAUUAAUAACAACCAAUACACACCCAAAUACAUCUUACACCUCCUAGACACUCUUAUUAACACAACAUAAUAAUGAUGCAGCAAGCUGAACACGGCCAGCCACAAGAUUAACAAAUUUUGAUUUGUAUCUAACAUUACCAAUACGUAGGAUAUGAAUAUGGUAUAACAUAGUUUCUCCUAGACGUACUAAAGUAAGCCGAAAUGUUGACAAGCCUCUACAAAAAAUAAAAAACGAUACACAAUUGAACGACGGACUGCCAAGCCCACAAAAUCACCAUAUUAACGGCAUUAAUUCUGCAUUGCAUCUGAACACAUCCUGAUUGAGGUCGUCAGUGCGGAUGAAGGGACGGGACGGAUGGACAGCAGCUACAGACGAAAUAAACUACAAUCAACAUCAUCGACGUCAUCUUCGCCGCAGAAUUUCAAUAUUAUUGUACUUUAAUAUUUCGGUUUAUUUAAUAAAACAUAUAUAUAUAUGAAAACUAAAAAAUGUUCGAAAAAAUACUCAAACUGUCUUGCGUUGUGUGUCUUCUUGUACCCUAUACAUAUAUACAGAAAUAUAGUUUACGAAUCGAUAUACAUAUAUAUAUUUAAAUUGUACAACUACAACGCAUUUAAUAUAAAUAAUAUUGUUAUAUUAACACUUGCAUCUUUUUGCAAAUCGCAAAGAUUUAGCCAAAAAAAAAUAUAUGGCCAAGAAUCGUAAUAAGCUCAAUUGUAUUACAACUUUUUUUUUUGUAUAUCUUGCCUCAAGCAUUUAUUUAAAGUUGACUUUAUUUAUAUAAAUUUAAGCGAGCUUAUUGUGCGCGUCUGUGUGACUGAUCCUUAACUAUAAUUGUUGACUGACCUUAUCCAAUGGAUAAGUAGUAUAUAUUUAUAUACAUUUAUAGCUAGAAUGACAAUAUUAAUAUAAUGUAAAUAAGUGGUAUGGAUGAGCUGUUGUGUGUCUGUGAUGAUAAAUUAGACUAUACACAAACAUUAUAAACUAAUUGAGGCCUUAACAGCAUUUAUUGUAGCGUUUUUAAAUGCGAUCAAGCUUUUAUGUAGUUGCUAUGUAACACUGAUUUUUUCAUUUUUUUAUAUAUUCUAUAAACUUUAUUUUUAUUUGUACUAUGUACACAAACAUUUGUAAAUGAAAUUUAACUUAAAUCUUGCUACACUAAUCCAUAUGAUAUUUGUGUAAAUUAUAGUUUUCGACAUUUAGUACCUGUAACUUUCUUAGGUCUGAUCUAAUACGAAGUAUUACGACCUAUACGGCCGUUUAAUGCUUCUAAGCUAACGAUAUUUGUCUUGUACAAACAUAAAACUGUGAUUUUGAUUGAAAAUGAAUAUUCAUACAUAUACACUGUAAAUCAUGAACAACAGGUAACGUUAUAUAUACAUAUAUGUAUAUAAAAAAUAGUUUGUAAGUGCGUGUCUUGUUUAAUUUAAUCAGAUAAUAUCAAGAUUACAAAAUCAUAUUUAUGUCACCCAUACCUAAGACAAAUCGUUAUUAUUUUUAAUUUUUCCAUUAUUGUUUAAAACCAUACGCACUAUAAAUCACAAUCUUCUAUUUAGAGCAAAGACUAGUACUAACGACCCGAAAUAAAAUGUACAAUUAUAAUUUA